Molecule: messenger RNA, 3711 nt
Organism: Stegastes partitus (bicolor damselfish)
Lineage: Eukaryota; Metazoa; Chordata; Actinopteri; Pomacentridae
Gene: prr33
Product: proline rich 33
Exons: 3
Coding region: 171-3395 (1074 amino acids)
Source: RefSeq, a predicted model, not a curated record
UUCCAUUUGUAGGAAGGGGGGUCGAGUUGGUCUCAACAUGAACCUGACGUUCUGACACUCCAGGCUGGGACAAGCAGGCAGGAGCCCCCCAAGCAGCAGCCGCACAGGGGAACCUGCCUGGAGGGCUUUGAACAUCAGCAACAAGUUUAUACCUGGGUGCAGAAGCACUCAUGGCUGUCGCUUAUGGUACUGCCACCCAGCCAGGCCUGCUUUCCCAGCAGUACCCUCCCCCCCUGUUGCCAAAGCCUGGAAAGGACAACGUUCGGCUUCAGAAACUCCUCAAAAGGACUGCUAAGAGAAAGGCGUCCGCUCAGGCAUCGCAGUCUGCUGCACCUUUCCGCUCCAGCCUUUCCCCUGUGAAUGAAGCAAGCCCUGACCUUGAGCACAGUGACCACUCCACACCUCCCCGGACUCCAGAGACAACAGCAAGUCUCUACAGCAUCCAGCAGCCCCCACGAUUCACUGUCAGACCACUGUAUCAACAUGUGGCAUCUCCUUACCCACAGCGUGCAGCUUAUGGUCGGGCAGCUGGGAUGUCGCCUCAGACAGUGGAAAUCCCUUCAUAUCCUUACUCGCAGAACGCCACCACAGUUUCUUUGUAUUCUGCAUCCACUCACCUUCCUGGAGUCUCAAGAGCAAUGGGGCAAGUCACCAGGCCAGCAACACCCAAAAUAUCUCUGCCAGCUCCCUCUGUGCCUAAGGCAACAGCACCAGCUGUUGAAUUGAAAAAGCCAGCUGUUGGCACAUUUGCUGAAACUCAUGCUGGUGUAAGACCUACUGCAGCUGUAGCAACCUCACUGUCAAUAACCACAAGUACAAGUCCAACACCAUAUCCAGUGACAGGAGGCCAAGCUAUGACUCGGCCUCUUACUGUAUUGACCCCAUUUGGUAAAUCCAAAAGUCCGCGUCCAACAUUUAAAGCAACUGAACCCUCAAGAUCGCCAAAACCGAUGUUUGAUGUCCCUCAAAUUAGAAUGUACACAGCAACCACAUCAUAUUAUGAGACAUCCAGGACACCACCAGUAUAUGACACAGCUGGAUUAACUGCUAUUGGUAGCAUGGUACCUCAAAGUAAAACGGAUUUGACUCCAGCGUCUGAGGUGAGAAGAGGUACAACACCAACCGCUAGUCCUUCUUUAUUAGGCACAGAUCUCCAGAGGAAAACACCAUCUUCAGAUGUUGAAAGAAGUGCUGCACCAACAGCAGAGGUUAACACAACCAUAACUCCUGCAUCAGAAAUCAAAAGAGCCACUCCGACAGCUGAAAUCAAAAGAGCUACUCCAACAUCUGAAACCAAAAGAGUAACUCCAACAUCUGAAAUCAAAAGAGCCACUCCGACAGCUGAAAUCAAAAGAGCUACUCCAACAUCUGAAACCAAAAGAGCUACUCCAACAUCUGAAACCAAAAGAGCCACUCCAACAUCUGAAACCAAAAGAGCUACUCCAACAUCUGAACCCACUGUUAAAACUUAUGAGUUCCAAAUAUCAAGAACUUCAGCAGGCCGGCCUAAAACGCCAGCGUACCAUGUGACCCGGGCCACAACGCCUGUCUUUGAAAUCUCAAGGCCCAAUCCUCUCUUGUUUGCUGUGUCACCAAUCACAGUACAGCCAGAGAGGUCAAGAACACCUCAAACAUUUCCUGCUGCAAGCAGUUCAUCUGCAUCCCGAAGUCUGAAAACUACAGAACCUUCUGAAACAAUAAUGAAUGGGGACAUUCACACAGACGUGACAUCUGCAGCUAAACCAACACAACAGAAUAUUACAAAGUCAAAGUCAGAGAAUGACCUGACAAGAGAAAUGAUCCCAACUGCUCCACUUGGCUCUCAGAGACCUAAAACUCCUACAUCUGUGCCAAUAACAACAGCAGUGACAGGCGAUCAGAGGCCAAAGACUCCAACGUAUGAGGCAUCUCGACUUAUGACCACAUCACCAGGCUAUAAAAGACCAAAGACUCCUACCUAUGGGGAAUCACCUUUAAGUGUAUCACCUGUAGCCUUUCAGAGACCUAAAACCCCUACCCAAGUGUCUCCAAAGUCAAAGUCUAGCUAUCGUGGAUUGACACCAGCUGAAUAUGCUGCUUACGGUGGAAUCAAAACUUUCUCUCCAGCAUUUGGUGUCGUAAGUUCAGUGCUACCCACUAAAGAGGAGGUUAAAGUUAAAGAAGAGGUAUCAGGAGAAAGCAAAACACCUCCCAAAGAACCAAGUGUGAAAGGGCAAGCUACAGUAGAUGUGUCUAAAGUUAAAGAAACCUCCAAAGGUGUAGAUCAACUCCAUCAGAGAGAUGAAAAGAUUGCUGCCACCCCUUCAGUUCCCAAGAUUAUUGUUUCACAAGCAUCUGAAUCAUCAGGAACAAUAUUAACCAAGGAGACCAGUACAGUACCUGGUCAGGUAGCAAAAAAGCAAGAAACAACGCUGAUCAAAGAGAUAACAAAGGCCAAAUCUACAACAGCAGAGGUGAACAUUACAGAGAUACACAAAGUGGAAACACCUGUUCACGAAACCAAACCAAAGACAAAGGCUCCUGAAACCAAAGGUCCUCUGCUUAAAGGGGCUGACCGAGAAUCCCUGAAGUCAGUUAAGAAACUUUUAGGCAAAGACAAGGUCGAGACUCCUGAGCAGAGAGCAAUAACUGACACAAAAGCUGUCUCAGAACCAAAAGAACCAAUAAAAACUAUGGAUUCUACCAAGAUUAAACCUGAAGGCUCAAAGACAAGCAUUGUUCCACCUAUUAAGGUACCUGCUGCUGAAUCAGGAACUGAAGACAAAGUUAAAGAUGAGAAAGCAGAAUCUUCACUUGAGACAAAGGAAGCCAACAAGACUCUGCCAGAAGCAGAGCCCCUUCUUAAAGUCAUAAAAAAGCCAAAGGGGCUGAAAUCUAAAAUGAGUGGUUGGUCCCGACUCAAGAAACACAUGGUGGUGGAGCAGGAGGAGCCCCAAUUUCCAGAGACAGGCCCUCAAAAAGAGGUCGCCGUGCAGGACCAGAGUGAGAUAAAAGUGCUAAACGAGAAGGCCGAGGAUAAGGCUGAGGAUCAGCCUGAGGUCCAGGACGAGAACCAAACCAAAGACACUCCCAAGGCAACAAAGAUGUGGGAAGCUGUCCUCUUCCAAAUGUUUUCAUCUAAAGAGAACAUCAUGCAUCAGAUCGAGUUAAACAAAAGUGAGGAGGAGAAGGCUGAAGAGACAAAGGAUGAGCUAAAAGAGAUACCUUCAUUCGCAUACCGACUACCUGUGCUCCUUUUCAGCCCAAAGUUUGAUGCUAAAAGGCUAAAAGAGGCAGCAUCGAGGCCGGUCACAAAAAUAUCUACUGUGUUUGAAAUGGGUCUAAUUGGGCGAAAAGGUAAAGAAGAGGAACCAAAAGACUUUAAUAGAACAGCAAGGGGGUUCACUGCUACUUAAGCUAUGUUAAAUGCUAAGACAAAAAUGUCAAAAAAAAAAAAACAACAACUAUAAUUUAUGUUGAAUGUACAGGUGCAGAAAUCUUAGCAACAGAAAUGAUGUAUAGGGCUGGAGUCUUAGUCUGUGUGUAAAUGAAUUAUGUUUGUGGCAGUGUUAAAGAAAACUCAGCCUGAUCUUUAUACUUGACAAAUGCUUUGUGCGACUGGUUGUCUGGAUGUUAAAUGUUUGUAUUUGUGGAUUAGCUGGACAGAGAGAGCUACAUGUGCCUUAAAGUCAUUCAGACAUCUCAUCAGAUUAAAGUGUUUAUGUAAUUUCA